GAUACGGUUUCGGACAGUUUUCAUUUGUUUACUUAAUAAGACUUUUAAAUGUCGUGUCAUUUUUGUCUUAACUUAUACAGUAUUUUCUCUCACUUCUAUCUACUUCAUUGAGCACCUUCCAAGAUCGUCAAACAUGGCUGUUACUUUGUAUAACUUAUUUGAGGCGACAUUGUUGUGCAUCAAUGCUAUUGCAGUUUUACACGAAAAAAGGUUUUUAGACAAAGUUGGAUGGGGCAGAGGCCAAAGUAGAGGAUUUGGUGAAGAACCUGGCGUCAAAGGACAACUAAUGAAUUUAAUUCAUUCUGUUAGGACAGUCAUGCGAAUUCCAUUGAUAUUUCUGAAUGCAAUAGUUAUAAUCUUCAAACUAGUUUUGGGAUGACUUGUGUUACAUUAAGAAUUUGUACAUAAUUUUCCAUACAAUUUUAAUGUGGUUUUUUAAAUAAAUUUCAUGUAUUGCUA
This is a messenger RNA of Uloborus diversus, 459 nucleotides long. RefSeq names its product immediate early response 3-interacting protein 1-like. The record is from RefSeq and is a predicted model, not a curated record. Gene Ontology annotation, biological process: endoplasmic reticulum to Golgi vesicle-mediated transport. NCBI's taxonomy places the organism in Eukaryota, Metazoa, Arthropoda, Arachnida, Araneae, Uloboridae. The transcript is spliced from 3 exons. Gene Ontology annotation, cellular component: Golgi membrane; endoplasmic reticulum membrane; COPII-coated ER to Golgi transport vesicle. Bases 134 to 379 code for a protein of 81 amino acids.